Molecule: messenger RNA, 2651 nt
Organism: Octopus bimaculoides (California two-spot octopus)
Lineage: Eukaryota; Metazoa; Mollusca; Cephalopoda; Octopoda; Octopodidae
Product: protein rolling stone
Cellular component (GO): membrane
Source: RefSeq, a predicted model, not a curated record
UCUACCAAUCUAAAGAAUGGGCUGGACAGAACAACAACAAAAGUAACUACUACUACUACUACUACUACUACUACUACUACUACUACUGCUGCUGCUGCUGCUGCUGCUGCUGCUGCAGCUGCUGCAACUGCUGCUGCGACUGCUGCUGCGACUGCUGCUGCAGGUGGUGCGGCCGAGCAAUCCGUCAAAAUGUGUUUUACUACGGAAUAAUACAACCAGAGUAUUCGUGUAGAGGGGAACCCGCCUUCCAGCUUCCACUCAGCUGAGGGACGGCCACCGAGUGGAACUGCUGCUGCUGCUGUACUACUACUACUACUACUACUACUACUACUACUACUACUACUACUACUACUACUACUACUACCACCACCAGAAGCUUGUACCUGGUCAAUGCAUUCACGAAAAAUAUCGGACAACUCUCCCUCCUGGGUAUCGUCUUGAAAAAACCACGACGAUGUAAACCAAGAUAUAUCAUUAGAAGGACGAGAUGGUCGUGGUUGGAACCCUGCUGAUCAUAGAUCAGCUUGAUUGGGGCUGACCUUGGGUCAAGCAACAGCAACAACAAUUACAACAGUAACUGCUACGAUCAAACAACAGCAACAUGUGCGACCACCACCACCACCAACAGCAACAGCAACACCACUACCUCCGUUACUGUUACGCCUACUACUACAGCAAAUAACAACGGUAGCGUGGUCUGCAAGAGUAACAACAAGUGGAACUACUACUGCUACUACUGCUGCCGCCGCCACCACCGCCAUGGCCACGGCCACGGCCAUGCGACAGCCCUUGAAACAUGUGGACAGAACAAGGAAUCGGCAGAAAAAUGAAUGGUGCUUUAUAGAUUCCGCCGUUCAAGAGGGAAGGUCGUCUCAUUUGGCGUUGCUUGCUCAAUGAAACGACAUCGAAUUUAACUCGGAGUACAAACGAAACAAUAACAACAACAGCAACAACGAGGAGACAUAACAUCAACAGUCUACACCACCACUCCAACCACCACCACCAUCACCACCAUCGCCACCACUACCACCACCACCGUCACCUCGGUUUUAUAUUCGAACAAACACCAACUAAAGCUGUUCAAUGUCUCCCAUUCUCUUAAAAGACUGGAUCAUGCCGCGUCUACCCAAUCUUCUACGGACACAGUUCCAAAGGAACUAUUUGUUUUUCUCUGGAGCUGACCCUAUGAUGUUUGCCUCACCGGAGGCGUCUGGAGAACCUCACCUGUUAUACGCCAUUUAUCAAAGUAUGAUCGCUGCUUACCUGGUGUUUCUGUCCAUCUACAGCGGUUUCGCCUCAAAACAUGGAGUGAAAGUAUUCAUCUAUUUCACUUACUGGAAUCUCUAUUUAUGUAGUUUGACGUUUAUUAUGAAAGCCUAUCACGCCUGGCAAUUCUAUCAGAAAUAUAGGGACAACAAAGAAAAACGCCCAACAGACCUAAGCACCGGCAUGAAGUUCCAAUGGGUUCUUUACAACAUUACGUGCAGUGGAGGUAUAAUCGUGGCCAUUUUAUACUGGCUGGUCCUAUAUCAUCCAGGUAAAACCACCAGCUUCCUUGGCAUCAACACCCACGGCGUUCUUGCAAGCAUCAUCCUCAUGGAUAUAUUCAUCACAGCCAUACCAGUUCGACUUCUUCACGCAUGGAUGAGUUCUGUAUACGCAGCUCUGUUCAGCAUGUUCUGCUUUUUCUAUUGGCAAGCCGGUGGCAAAAACACUAAAGACAAACCGUAUAUUUACUCGGUCAUCGACUUUUCAAACAACUGGGAAAUGGCCCUUAUUUGUAUCUUUUCACUCAUUUUUUUCAUGGGACCACUGUUACACACUUUCCUCUUUUGUAUACAUCUACUGCGGAGAACUAUUUAUAACCGAAUGUCUUGCUUAAACCGCGAGAAGACAUUGUUACACGAACAGGGACACAAUGAAAACUGUGAAAUGCAGCAAACAUCAGACAAAGAGACAUUAAAUAUGAACAGUGUAUAGAGAAUUGAACAAUAUGCACGUUCUGUUUGUGUGUGUAUACUUAUGUCUGCUAAUGAGCAGAUGGAAUGACAUAUUGUAAUAUAGCCAUAUAAUCAUAAUAUCUACUGUAUGUAUAUAUGAAUGUAUGUAUAUAUGUGUGUAUAUAUAUGAACGUAUGUAUGUGUGUAUGUACAGUUGUAUAAAUGUAUAUUGAAUGUACGAAUGUAAUGUAUAUGAACGCAUAUGCUGUAAUAUAGCCAAUCAUUUUAUCUAUUGUAUAUAUAUUUCUUAAGUAUACACUUCCACACAUGCGCCCUCACAUAUAAGUGUGUAUGUGUCUGUAUAUAAAUAUGUGUCUACAUCUACACACACACACAUACACAUGCAUGUGUAUGUCUGUGUGAUUGUAAGCAUGUAUACAAAAGGUGAGUUCGUGUGCGAGUGUAUAUAUAUAUAUAUAAAUAUAUAUUUCGUCUUUUACCUUUGCCAGGAGAAUCAGUGUUCAUUAUAUUAACUCCUCUCUCUUUCUCCUUGUGUGUAUGUAUAAAUAUUGAUAUUUAGCAGAAACAACAGAUAAGCGCCAAUACACGAAACUCUCGGCCCUUGAGUCACUUUGUUGUUUCUGCUAAACAGUUAUAAAAAUACACAUAUCCUCAUAUCUUGAGUUCUGUUUUUCCUGUUUGAAUCAACAA